This is a messenger RNA of Bemisia tabaci, 928 nucleotides long. Its product is annotated as selenoprotein M. Gene Ontology annotation, cellular component: endoplasmic reticulum lumen. The record is from RefSeq and is a predicted model, not a curated record. Gene Ontology annotation, molecular function: oxidoreductase activity. Lineage: Eukaryota; Metazoa; Arthropoda; Insecta; Hemiptera; Aleyrodidae.
AAUAAUUUUUAGUCAGGACCGGCACGAUCACAUAUUUUCUCGCUCGCCACUAGAUUUAUCAUGCCGAGUAUUCUAUUGUUCUGUUUUUUAACCUUCGUGUUAGCCGUGAAAAGCUCUGACAUUCCAGUAUCAGAAGAACAUCAGGCUUUAAGAGCUCAAGUGCACAGAGCAGAAAUUCAGAGUUGUAGAGGCUGCGCUCUGAACCGGCUACCAGAAGUCAAAGCUUUCAUUUAUGAAGAUGUUGGAAAAUACAAUAACAUCGAAUUCAAACCCAUCCCUGGAGCCAAUCCUGAUCUUGUCCUCUUCACCAAAAACAAUCAGGAACUAGACCGCAUAGAUUUGUCCAGAAAGUCUCGCCGUGAGUGCAACGAUCUUCUUCUACACUGGGGAUUUAGCUUAAAAAGGCAUCAAAAUCUUCAUCCAGAUGAAAAUGAAGCCUUCAAGGUUGAGCUUUAAUCAUUGCACCUUAAAGAAUUAUCUCUUCAUCAACAGUAAUUGUUCUUCCCCCGUGGAAAUUCAACUCAAAAUCAUCAUCAAAUUGAAGCUUUAAGUGAACCUUUCGGAUAGGUUUAAACCUGCAUUUAUCUCUGCUGGUAAGUUUUGAUGAGCUCCAUUUCAAUUAGGCUAUAAGUAUUUAGUGAGAUCUGAGACUCAAGUCCCAAGCGCAAACCAAAUUUCAUGUUUUGAGUCAAUUUUAAAUCUGUUAUUAAUCAGCUCGUUAAAACUCAUCAACCAAAUUUCAUUCGUCAGUGUUUAAUUAUCUACUUUUUAAAUUUAUUGUUAGACAGGAAGAUUGAUUUUUCAUGAAUUAUAAUCUUCAAUUAUCAGAGUUAUUGUUGUAAAAUUAUAUAUUGACGAAAUAAUUUGGACCCAAUGCGUUCUGUAUAGCUGUUACUCACCAUAAUAUGAGGGGUCUUUCCAUGCCAAA